Molecule: messenger RNA, 1375 nt
Organism: Loxodonta africana (African savanna elephant)
Lineage: Eukaryota; Metazoa; Chordata; Mammalia; Proboscidea; Elephantidae
Gene: RRP15
Product: ribosomal RNA processing 15 homolog
Exons: 5
Coding region: 33-857 (274 amino acids)
Biological process (GO): maturation of 5.8S rRNA; maturation of LSU-rRNA
Cellular component (GO): preribosome, large subunit precursor
Source: RefSeq, a predicted model, not a curated record
GGACGCAGCAGUGGCGCUUCCGGUGGUGAAAAAUGGCUGCGGCCAUUCAGGGCACGCGCGUGAGUGCGGGGAAAAAGCUGAAAAACUCCCUAAAGAAGAAGAAGAUGAAGAAAAUGAUAGCCGGGGCCGCAUCAUCUGAGCUGGAAGUUGAGGACAAAGACGCUGCCGACAGGGAAGGAAGCUGCGGAUUGGAGGAGGAUGACUUUUCCUCUGAUGAUAAAGCAGUAGAAGCUGACAAUGAGGAGGAUAUUGGACCCUGUGACCAAGAAAAUGAAAAUGCUGCCGAGUCUAGUGUUGGGACAAAUAUAGGCUGGGCAGAUGCCAUGGCUAAAGUUCUUAACAAAAAAACUCCUAAAAGUAAACCCACCAUUCUGCUGAAAAACAAAAAGCUGGAAAAGGAGAAAGAAAAGUUAAAGCAAGAGAGACUGGAGAAAAGAAAACAGCUCGAUAAGAGGCGGGAGUGGGAAAUGAUGUGCAGAGUAAAGCCAGAUGUUGUCAAAGACAAAGAAACCGAGAGAAAUCUUCAGAGAAUUGCAACAAGGGGGGUGGUGCAGUUAUUUAAUGCUGUUCAGAAGCAUCAAAAGAACGUUGAUGAAAAAGCUAAAGAAGCUGGAGGCUCGAUUAGAAAGCGUGCUAAGUUGAUAUCAACUGUUUCUAAGAAAGAUUUCAUCAGUGUUCUUAGAGGAAUGGAUGCAAGUACAAAUGAGAGAAGUUCUACUGGGAAGAACUUGAAAGCCAAACAGACUGAAGUGAAAUCAGAAGAGAGUCCAGGAUGGAAUAUCCUACGUGACGAUUUCAUGAUGGGAGCAUCUAUGAAAGACUGGGACAAGGAGAGUGACGGGUCAGAUCACAGCUGACCAGGACCCGAAAGUCAAUCUGACACACGAUGUAGGAAAGAAAAUUUGGCAUCGUUUUCUUUUUCCUAGAAAAAUACUUCAUGCUCUGAAAGUGGAGGAAUUACAAGGAUACCAUUAAUACGAAAACCAAAGGACUUUUAUUUUUAUCAACUUUGGUGUUUUCCCUUUUUACAUUAAACUUUGUUAAAAUUAUGUUCUCAAAUCUUGUAUAAUUUUUAGCAUUGCUCCUUAAAACAUUUUGUAAAAGUAAACGUGUCUACGUGACCAAAAUAUCAAAAAAAUAUUUCACCCAUAUCAUUACAGUUUACAUGUUGGUCAUGGGUAUUGUUUUAACGUCACCAGUGUUUCUAGAAAUGGCAGUACCAAGUCAUAAUUAAAGUGAACUCUUUGAAAUCAGUAUUUCACUGCUUUCCAAUUUAUAGGCCUAUGUAUUUAUAGUUUUUUGAAGGAAGGUUUUGUUGUUGUUUUGGUGAGCUAUUUAGAAAACCUAAGCAGCUAGUAAAAUUUAAAAUUAGGCU